Paramisgurnus dabryanus is the source of this 930-nucleotide messenger RNA. RefSeq names its product odorant receptor 131-2-like. Gene Ontology annotation, biological process: detection of chemical stimulus involved in sensory perception of smell. Gene Ontology annotation, molecular function: odorant binding; olfactory receptor activity. The record is from RefSeq and is a predicted model, not a curated record. Gene Ontology annotation, cellular component: membrane. Lineage: Eukaryota; Metazoa; Chordata; Actinopteri; Cypriniformes; Cobitidae.
AUGAACAAUUCGCUGGGAGGUAACUUUACACAAAUCAAGAUUUUGCGGGACACCUUUGAAGCAGCGGUGGCCAAGAACGUGAUUGUGGUCGGUCUGUGCAUCUCCAUCAACUACAUCAACAGCACGCUGGUCCACACCUUCAUGAAGCAUGAGAUCUUCACAGGAAACCCUCGCUAUAUUCUCUUCAUCCACAUGGUGCUCAAUGACAUUAUUCAACUCACUAUCGCAGGUCUUCUGCAUAUUUUGAGCUACACUGUGUUUACAAUCAACGUCUCCUUCUGCUGCCUUUUAUUAAUGACUGUCAUUUUCACGACGCUCAACACGCCGCUGACCCUCGCAACGAUGGCAAUAGAGCGCUACAUUGCUAUCUGCAACCCUUUACGUCACUCUCAGAUUUGUAGCGUCCUCCCGGACAUGUUUGUACUUUUAGCCACACGGCCUGUAAUGUUCUUCCACAGCAACAUCUUCUGCUUUAGAGAUUAUCUGUUUAAUUACCCGUACAUGAUAGAUAAAAGAAAUUUGGUGUAUAUCAUAUAUCUUUCCUUUGUGUGGAUCACCAUUGCCUUUACUUAUUUAAAGAUCAUGUUUGUGGCAAAGGCUGUGAACUCGGACGCUCGAAAAGCUCAGAGUACCAUCAUACUACACGCAAUUCAGCUCUUGAUGUGCAUGCUGACAUUUGUGGGGCCCUUUAUCGACACGUUGCUUCCCUAUGUUUUUCCCAUGUAUGUUCUAGAGGUGAGAUUUGCCAGUUAUUUAGUUAUCCAGAUUAUUCCCAGGUUUAUCAGCCCUAUUGUGUAUGGAGUGAGAGAUCAAACAUUUUGUAGCUAUAUGAAAAGAUAUUUACUGUGCACAAUGUUUAAGGUGAGGAGUCGAAUCAAAAAUGUUCAAACCGAGAGGAAUUUGGAAAAAGUUCCCAAUAAAUUCAUGUAG